Molecule: messenger RNA, 4281 nt
Organism: Glarea lozoyensis ATCC 20868
Lineage: Eukaryota; Fungi; Ascomycota; Leotiomycetes; Helotiales; Helotiaceae
Exons: 3
Coding region: 1-4281 (1426 amino acids)
Biological process (GO): transcription-dependent tethering of RNA polymerase II gene DNA at nuclear periphery; RNA export from nucleus; protein import into nucleus
Cellular component (GO): nuclear pore inner ring; nuclear pore
Molecular function (GO): structural constituent of nuclear pore
Source: RefSeq, a predicted model, not a curated record
AUGUGGCUGAGAGGACCCGACUCACGCGUUUCGCGAAAGCUGCGUAUUUACAAGAAAGAUACACCACUAGAGACAGGGUCAUCUUCCUGUCGCAAGCCACGCAACCCACAAGAGCUCAAUUCAAGUGCUGAUACAGCUCCCAAUGUCAUUCUUUUAAUCCCCAUCAUCAUCCUCACCGUCGGUCGCGCUCCCUCUCCGAAAACGUCCUCUCCACUUCGACGAACAUCGCCUACAAUGUCUGUAGCAACACCGCAAAGGCCUUUACCAGGCACUUUCUUCAACACUCCUGCCGUCAAUCGAUUCAAUCCUCCUCCGCAGCCUGUGUUCAAUCCGCUCGCGCAACCCGCGCCGCGCCCCACGGCGAAUACUCAAACCCCUCAGCCGGUAGCGCCAGUGUCGCAAUCGCAAUCGUUGGAACCUAUUCAGAGGGCUGCUAGGACAAUCAAUGAGGUCUUGCAAAGGGAUGCGAGUUUUCCCGAUCUCGAUAGUUAUGUCAGACAGGGCAUCUCAUCAGACUACGAAAUCCCAAACCAUGCCAGCGAAUCCGCAUGGUCGCCAUUUCAGCGCACGAGAACCUACGAUAUCCCCGAUCGAAUACUGGAACAAUACAAUCGAGCAGAAGUCUCCACCUCCAUGGGCUUAUUCGCAGAGUUGAACCACGCAUAUGUCACGAUCGAUUCCGCUCUCUACCUUUGGGAUUACACGAAUCCAAAUGCAGAACUUGUUGGGUUUGAGGAGCAAAUACAUCAAAUCACGGCGGUGAAGCUGGUCAAGCCAAGGAAGCGGGUAUUCGUGGAAAGCAUUACGCAUCUUCUAGUCGUUGCAACUACGCAGGAGAUUAUAUUGCUAGGAGUGGCAGCAGGCUCUACGCCCUCUGGAGUGAAAACAGUUGCGCUGUACCAAACGCGCAUGACGCUAGCUAUCCGUGGGAUAAACGUUCAAGUCAUCGAGGGAUCAUCCGAAACUGGUCGUAUCUUUUUUUCUGGCGCGGAUAACGACGUUUAUGAGCUUACUUACCAGCAAGAGGAAAAAUGGUUUGCCAGUCGAUGCGGGAAGAUCAACCACACAAGCACAGGUUAUUCGUCCAUUGUACCAACGUGGAAUAAGAAGAAUGACGAGCACAUUGUUCAGAUGGUCGUCGACGACAGCAGACGGUUGCUCUAUACACUUUCAUCCGAAUCCUCAAUCCGAACUUUCCACAUGGACACGCUUAGCACCCUUCAACAAGUAAUCGAAAAGAAGAAACAGGAAUGUCUGAGAGACAUCAGCCAUAUGAUUUCGCAAUCCCCCUUGCUGAACGAUCAGUUGAAGAUUGUGACCAUCAACCCGAUCUCUGCUCAGGAAGGCUCGAAAUUACACUUGAUGGCAACAACUCUGACUGGGUGUCGCUUGUUCUUGAGUGCAACUCGUGGUUAUGGAUACUCCACCGGCCAAGGUGCCCCGCAAAGUAUGCAAGUUCAACAUAUCAAAUUUCCCCCUUCCACAAAUCCAAAGCCACCUGGAGCUUCUUCAGUGCAAGGUGCAGAUCCCGCAACCGACGUAACAUCUACUGCAUUGUCUUCGAGUCGCAAAGGCAUCCGAUUUCCUCCUGGUCUGUUCUUCUGUUUUGUUUCGAAGCAAGAUAAUCUCGGUGUUGAUUCUCUCUUUCUUUCCGGCCCAGAUACAGGAAGAAUAUCAGCGGAAGCUCGAGCAGUCUCAGCUCAAGCAUCACGGUAUUACGAGACAGGUUGUUGGAUAGCGAUGGGAGGGCGUGCGGAGGCUGUUGGGCUUGUCACGCCAUCAUUUGCCGCAGCUAGACGACCACUUGGUUUUGGCAACGAGCUUGCCGUGCAGUUCGAUGAUAUUCCUGCCCAGGUGGCAAUUCUCACCAACAGUGGUAUUCACAUCAUUCAACGGCGGCGGCUUGUAGAUAUUUUCGCUUCUGCUAUUCGUAGUGGAGGCGGUGACGACGGGCUCGAGGUGGAAAUCAAGAAGUUUAUCCGCCAGUACGGCAGAGGCGAGACGACUGCGACUGCAUUGGCUGUAGCCUGUGGUCAAGGGAACGAUGUUAUACCGGGCGAUAAUCGGGUUGCGAGGGUCAAUGACCCGGAAACAUUAAAAAUUGCCAGAAAGGCAUUCAUAGAAUAUGGUGGUCGGCCUUCGUUGAAUGAGAACUCGGUGUCUGAAGGUCUUUCAAAUGCGGCGGAUAACGUGAGGCCGUCUUCACGACAUGAAGGACUUGCGCUUUACAUGGCACGACUCAUUCGGCCUCUUUGGAAGACGCCGGUCAUCAGGGAAACCAUAACACCAAACUCUGCUAUUUUGAUCACUUCCCCCAUCCAGUCAGACACGUUGCAUGGAGUUCAGGAUGAGUUGGCGAAACUUGCAAGUUUCUUGGAGGAGAACAAAACUUUCAUCGAAGGUCUCUCUGGACCGGACAGUCUUCAGCAUGUGGCCAGCCAAGCGGAGCAGGUCGCUCUCCAAGGCGAGCAUCAAGCGCUCCACUCCCUUCAGAAACUCAAUUCCAGUAUUAUCGAGGGUAUAUCUUUUGUUCAAAUGCUUUUCGAAGAAAGAGUAGACGACAUCUGGAGGAAUAUCGAUGACUUCACAAGGCAGCGAUUCCGGGAUCUCACGUUUGAAGCUCUGUUCUCAACUGACCAGGGGAAGGAUCUCGCCAAGGUUCUCGUGAAAGCGAUUGUCAACAGAAACAUUGCCAACGGUUCAAAUGUCGAUACUGUUGCAGAUGCGCUGCGCAGGCGAUGUGGCAGCUUCUGUAGCGCCGACGAUGUAAUCAUCUUCAAGGCUCAGGAGCAACUACAAAAGGCUGGCGAACCGGGUUCAAGCAGAGACAUGGUCCGCAACUUGUUGAACGAGAGUCUUCGUCUCUUCCAACAAGUCGCCGGUUCUCUUUCUUUCCAAAACCUGCAAAGUGCCGUUGAGCAAUUCUGCGCUCUCCAAUUCUAUGCUGGCGCUAUCAACCUGGCUCUGCUCGUCGCAAAGGAAUCUGAUCGUGGAAACAAGGCCCAGAUGUGGGUCAAUGAAGGCAAACCACAAGAUGAUUCUCGAAGUCAGGUAUACAACUUCCGUCUACAAUGUUAUGAUCUUGUUCAUCGAGUCCUCGUAAGCGUGGAUGAUGAAGCCAAUCAACAACCAGAUGUCAUCGAUGGUCAGACCACCUUAAUCGCCACCAAAAGGAUCGAAGCACAUAGUGUAAUUGAUGACUCGGACGAUGAACUCUUUCAGUUCAAUCUGUACGAUUGGUACUUGGCCCAAGGGUGGGAGAAUAGGCUAUUGGCCGUCGAUUCUCCCUUCGUGGUCCAAUUUUUGACUCGAUCUGCGCCCACUAGUGUGGAGAGAUCUGAUCUGCUAUGGAGAUUCUACGUUCACCGCGAGCAUUUUUACGAGGCAGCUGCUGUUCAACUGGAUUUGGCGAAGAGCGAGUUUGCAAUUCCUUUGGCAAAAAGAAUUGAGUAUCUCAGUCGGGCGAAAGCAAAUGCGUCAACUCAAAGCCCUGGAAUUGGGAGACAGGCACGACAGAUCCUUCUUUACGAAAUUGGCGAAUUACUUGAUGUUGCAAACAUUCAGGACGAGCUUCUUGGUCGGCUUCGCGUAGACACAAGAAUGCCAGCUGAGCGGAGACCGCAAAUUGUGCAGGAGCUGGAUAAUUUGAUAUUGAAUCUCUCCAACCUGUACAAUGAGUAUGCAGAUCCCGCCAAUUACUAUGAUAUCUGCUUAAUGAUCUACGAGUGUGCCGAUCAUCGCAAUGCUGCCGACAUCAACGCUACCUGGCAGCAGCUUCUCGAAACUACCCACACGAAGGUCGCCAGUGAUCCAAGCCAAACUCAACAACCAUACGAAGCUGUUAUUACCAUGAUCAAAGACAUGGCUGAUCGCCUGAAUCAUUCCGAAGUCACGUUCAAUGCAGAACACAUCAUUGAAAUGAUAGAAAAGUAUGCUGCCGAGUAUCAAAACAACAUCGGUCCACGAAACUGGGUAGUCGACUUGUUCGUUGAAGUCAACAUUCCAUACGAGACUAUCGUCGCCGUUCUUCAGACCAUGUGGUACAGUGGCCUGGCCCCUUUCACUGGGCAGGCGCAAAAGAGGAAGUUGGCUGAGCAGAUUGUUUAUACCUGCGAGGAAUGGUAUGAGAAUUGUGUGCGCACAAACACGAGAUUAUACGGCAGCGACGACAACGCUCAGGACAUCAGCGAGCUUCUGGGGUCUUUGAGUCCAACACUUCUACCGAACGAGUCGGCAUCGGCAGACCAAAUCAGACGGAACAUUCAACGAUCUUUUCGUUGA